Messenger RNA from Brugia pahangi, 240 nucleotides. The record is from the annotation of a GenBank genome assembly. NCBI's taxonomy places the organism in Eukaryota, Metazoa, Nematoda, Chromadorea, Rhabditida, Onchocercidae.
AUGCAUGAACUAAACUUUACCGUUUUAACGAUCGAAUUUGAGAAUUAUGUCAUAAUAUGCUGUCAGGUGCUGAAAUGUAUUUCAGUUACGCAUCAUUCUGUACCAUGUCUUUCAAACGUUUUUUCGUUUGAAAGGUUGUGGAGGAGAGAUGUGAACUUUUUGAGUAUGCGACAAUAUAAUUGUGAUUCGAAGGAAUUAGUUGAUCUGUCGUUAUCUUCGUUGUUAUGGAUCAAUGCCUGA